Pectinophora gossypiella (pink bollworm) is the source of this 1111-nucleotide messenger RNA. RefSeq names its product transport and Golgi organization protein 2 (gene Tango2). Bases 186 to 1079 code for a protein of 297 amino acids. Gene Ontology annotation, cellular component: Golgi apparatus. The transcript is spliced from 7 exons. Gene Ontology annotation, biological process: Golgi organization; protein secretion. The record is from RefSeq and is a predicted model, not a curated record. Lineage: Eukaryota; Metazoa; Arthropoda; Insecta; Lepidoptera; Gelechiidae.
AAUAACAUGAGUUUUUUUUUGUUAUUCAUAUUGAAUUGGCUAUUGUUUGCGUCUCGUCACAAUUACGCUCUGUUUGCGCGGUAAAUGCAGCUAUUUACACUGGUGUUAUCUGCGAGUUCGAAAUCUAUUUAUCUGAUAAGAACACAAACAGGUCUUACGACUUUUGUACUUUGAGGUGCGUUUAAAUGUCUAAACAUUUAUUUGGUUUGAGUUUGAUUAGAACGCGUGAACUAACGCCGAUUGUUAACACAUUGAGAAAAAUGUGCAUUUUAUUCUUACACAAUGGCAGUAAAGACCUAGACAGUGAUUACCGUCUAGUGCUAGUGUCGAACAGGGAUGAGUUGUAUGACCGUCCGUCGAAAGACAUGGCUCCAUGGAAUGAGGAUCCAGGUGUUAUUGGUGGGAGGGACUUAGAGGCUGGAUGCGACGGAGGCACGUGGUUAGCGCUGUCACCACUCAGACAUAAGAUUGGAGUGCUGCUCAACCUGCCCAACAUAACACGCCCUAAUGCGAAAACUAGGGGUCGGUUAGUGGCAGAUUUCGUGAAAUCCGAUGCUCCAACAGAUGAAUACGUCGAUUCUAUGAAGGGUUACGCAUCAGAAUGCAAUCACUUUGUCUUCAUCGCUAUCGAGUUGGCUUGUCCUACGAUAAAAACGUAUUGCAACGCGACAGAUAAGUUGUCUUCCUGGGAGGAAGCGUCUCUCGGGUUCUCCAACAGUUAUCCAGAAACACCCCUGAAGAAGGCAGACGCUGGGAAGAUGAAAUUGAAGGAUAUAUGUACAAGGCUCAACAAAGUCAGCGAUAAGGAACAACUUACACAUGAGUUGAUAGAGUUCCUUAAGUCAAAAGAAAGGCACCUCCCUGACCCUCAGCUAAAGGCUAAUAAGCCUGACGGCGUGUACGAGAAGUUUAGCUCAAUAUAUGUCAGCCUACCAGAGUUGAGAUAUGGAACAAGAACCCACACAGUAAUUCUAGUCACAAAGUCUGGAUGCGUGGAUGUCGUUGAAAUUACGCUGCAGCCGCCUAUAGAUUUGGACAACCCCAAAUGGAAACGCACUGAAAUGCAGUUUACGUUGUAAAUAUAUAAGUAAAUUAAAAUGUUAUUGUUUCA